CAUUUUGAAAUACCCAAAAAAUAUGGUAUUAACAUUUUACUUAUAUUGAAUACCUAUUGUUGCUAAAGAGUUUUCCAAAAAUAGUAAUAAAAAAGUUAAAAUACAUCAUAGAUGCAGCAGGAUAUUACACGCACAUGAAAAAGGAUCCAGGGACUAUUUAAUCACAUACUAUAAUAAAAUAAUAAUUGUAACACUAAGUUAGCAGGGCUGAAACACUUAGAGAAACUCUAUAUUAGUAAGUUAAAUUCAUAAUCAAUUUAUUUGAAUUACUGCAGUGAUACAGCUUUUAUCAUUUAGGAAUAAUACAAUAAAAUCAUACUUAUCAUAGAUCGCACAGAAAUAAAAAAGGUAUAACUGGAGAAUGGAAAAUUUAGAAGUGACUUCUAGAGAUCCUUCUAUCUGUUAUAUGAACGAAGAUCUGAUUGACGAAAUUUUUAACGCUUUAAAGAAGGGAAAAAAAGCUAUAAGACACAGCAUAAGCAAAGAUGUAGUACUAGUAUUAGGUAACGUGGGUUCGAGAAAUAGUAUUUUCACACAAUUCAUUACUAAUAAUCAGAAUCUAAAGUCAAAAAAAGUAGAAGACGGCAGCUUUACAAUAGUAAACGAAAACGAUAAGGCCCAUUCCAAACCGCAGAUAGGUUUUCCUAUUUUGGCACUAGAUCCCAAAUCUAAUACAGCAAUUUACGAUUUUCCUGAAUUUAAUAAAACAGAAAAUAUAGCUCAAGAUGUAUCCAGAACUUAUUUUAUGAAAAAAAUUAUAGAUUAUGCUGAUUCUGUUAAGAUAAUCUUUACAACACCGUUCUCGUCAGUUACGAAAGCGGUAGAUAAACAAGAUCUUGCAUUAUUAAUAGAGUACGCUGCCACGCUGUUAAAUAAAAUUGAAAAGUUUGAAGAUAGUAUAGCUCUCGUAGCAACGGAUGUUGAAGCAGCUGAAAAUGAAAAAAUUGUAGAAAAUAUUGCGGAAGUCCUACAAGAUUUAAAAAAUGAAUAUUCAACAGCAAAUGAAAAUCUAGAAUUUAGUAAGAAAGCAAUAAAGUUUAUCAAUAUUUUAUUAGAAAAAAAAGAUGAUAAUUAUAUACAUGUGGGUAUUUUUAACAGACCUCAAGAUGGCAAAGCAAUUAACAAGAAUGAAAAAUUACAGAUAAAUAAAAAGAGCUUGGUAAAAUUAGUAACGAAGGAUAUUAAGUACAGCCAACCCAAUGGAAAUGACUUAAAAUUGACGUUGUAUACACAGUCAGAGAGCAGUUUGCAAUGUUUUUUGGAAAGAUUACAUAACAAUAUAGCUUUAGCCAUGGAAAAUAUCAACGAAGAUAUAAAAAAGCAUUAUCAACAUCAGGAAAAAAUAAUAAAUGAUAUAGAAUUUCUACGUCAAAAAUAUUUCGAUGUAUACGAUAAACUGUCGAACACCAAAGCAGCCUUAUCAAAAAUGUCGAAUACUCAAGACUUUAUAGAACUACUUAUUCAAAAUACAAAAGAUUUGCUUAUACGCAUUUCCAAUUCUAAUCUAGAAAGUAUCGGAAAUAAUGUUGAUUAUUUAAACUUCGUGGAAAUGAUGCAAAAUCGCCCGAUAAAACCAGAAUCAGAGAAAUGGGCAAACAAAUUGAACACUGCACUUGAUUUCUUAAAAAAGUCUGUAAAGUGGUAUGACUUCUUAAUUAAGUUAAAUGAUAUUCUGUCAAAGUACGAUGUACAGAAAAAUAUCGAUAAACCAAAUAAUUCAGUUACGAAAUUUCUAUCUCAAAUCGAUGCUCGUGAACUGAAAAAACAGAGCAUAAUCAAUAAUUUGAAAAAACUUUUGAAUACAGUGAGCACUGAGAACCUUGAAGUAUACUAUGAUGAUAUCAAAGAUGUGAAAUUGGAUGAAUUCAAAAUAAGAUUUCUGGUCGAAAUAUUAAGUUCUACGUUGUUGCAAACCGUGCAAACAUUGUGCACAAAUGACCAAAUGGCGAUACAAGGCCAUAUUGUGAAAUUCGCCGAUGUUGAGCGAUGGACUACCGAAUCAAAUUGUACAAAUGCAAAAAUCAUAAAAAUCUUUGCUUUAAAUAAAGUUUUUAUUGAUUCAGAUUUCAACAAAACUGGUGCCCAAGUGCAACUCACUGUUAUGGCGCCAACAUGGGAUGUAAUAAAUCAACGAACCUUGGUAUUAGACGGUGCACCUGGAGAAGUUGGUUUAUUGAGCAAAGCGCAAGAUGGCCAGAAUAGCGAAAACCGACUUGAAAGAAAUGGAAAACAUGGUAAUCCUGGAAAUCCAGGCGGAUCAUCUGGACGAUUCAUAGGUAUUGCCAAAACUGUUGUUAAUGGCGAAAAUCUCAGUAUUUACGUGAAUGGAGGUAAAGGUGGCCCAGGGCAAAAUGGAGGUAACGGCUACAAAGGAAUAGAUGGAACUGAGGGACAUUAUCCAAACGACCGUGAACGUUGGAUUUGUGGAUUGGGAGAAGUAACGCGAUAUUGUGACUACCCGGGAAAGAAAUGUACAAAAGGAGGUGAUGGCGGUGACGGAGGUGUAGGAGGUGUAGGAGGGUAUGUAGAAAAAGUUAUACUCAUUCUACUUGAGAACCGUUCUGGAAUACACGUUUAUAAUCAUCCAGGGGAGAACGGCUUGGUUGGCAAAGGGGGUGUAGGUGGCAGUCCAGGAGAGCCUGGAAAGUCUUACCGUAUAUACGCUUCCGGGAACCCUGGUGUUCAUUUGCUUGCAUCUCAAUGGUCUAAAAAUGAUAAAAUCAUGAGGAAUACUGUAUCAGAAUUUGUUAAAAAAUGUGCAUCGGGAAAAUUUGGCUCAGAUGGCAAAUAUAACGAAGACAUUAAAUUGCCAUUGGUAAAUGUUAUGGAAGCUCCAGCCAACAUUGUAGACGAUUACAAAAACUAUGUUCGGGAAAAUUUCCCCAGCAUCAGAGAGAAUUUUUUAAGACAAUUUAUAGAUCAAUUAGAAGGUAACAAUGCCACAGAAGAUUUAUAUGACGCUUUUGCAUAUGUACAGGAGCUACAAGAUUUGGAAGAGCGUUUUUACGUGUCAAGUAAUAGAAUUGCAUUUUUACCAUUCUAUCAGUCGCUGUUAAGUAGAAUUGAACAUUAUGGCAACAAUAUUCUUCACGGUAAUAAGACAGAUGAUAGAAAAGCACUGUUUUACGUAUCUACGGCGAUUAAAAGCAAAGUAUACAACCUUAAAAAUAACUACGCCGAUUCGUUGAUUAUCGAUGUAUCGGAAUAUUUGCAAACAGUCGAAUCGGAAUUCGAAGCCCUAACAAAAUCUGAGGAAGAUGCCUCAGCACAUAAAAACAGUGCCGACUAUCAAAAUACAAUAGAGAACAGAAUAAUUGAAACUCAAUCGUUUAUUGAGACAUCAAUCAUGACGAAAAUUGAGAGUAGUCUGAGUCAAAUAGAUUCGCUUAUAAAUUCAUUGAUAAAUGAAACAAUUUCUCGAGAAGAUGACGUCAUUAAAGCUAAGAAAAAAAUUGAAGAUCAACAACAGAAUAUGCAGAGAACAUUGGUUUGGAAAACUCUUUUAGAAAUCACAAAAGUCGCAUCUGUGUUCCUAAAUCUUCUUGGUCCGGUAGGAUCAGUUGCUGCUGCAUUUAUAGGUACAGGAGCUACAAUUGCGGAAAAUGUAUUUCUGAAAGACACGGAAAAUAUUGCUGAUAUGGUUUCAGUUAUACCCGAGGCAGUUUCAAAAUCUGUAUCAGCAAUCGAGAAAAUAUACGGCAAUAAAAAAAAGGCUUUUGAAGCGCAACUAGAAGAUUUGGAAAAGGUAUUGAAAAACGACAAAGACAAUGAUUUUCAAGACAUCAAAGAAAAGGUUUCUGAAACUAAAGAUGAAUAUAAUACGCAAAUUGCAAACAAAAGUGCUCUUGAUCCUAAAGUUAUGGAUAAAAUAGAUAACCUCCGUACAGAAGUAGUUGAACUCAUCGAAGUGAAGAAAAAUCAAUGGAAUCCGUACGAUAAGCACGUGAAAAAUCUGGCGAGAAUGCAAAAUGUUUUAAAAGUAGGUGGGCCAGCAAUAGGAGGCAUACAAAAUAUUAUGAGUCAGCAUAAGAAGCUUAAAAAGGUUGGCGAUGCAAUUCAGGAGCAAGAAAAAAAUCUGCAGAAAUUACAGCAAUUUGAAAAAGAUAUUUAUAAAAUCAUUGUUCCCGUUUGCAAUAAUGUACGCAAAUUUGUCAAAGAUUCACAAAGCAAGUUGCAAGCCAAGUCUCAUGCUGGUCUCGACAUAAGUAAAUGGGACGUACAAAGUACGCUGAAAAAUCUCAAGUACAAAUUCGAAGAAUAUACAAAAGGUUUUAAAGUACAAGCAGAUUUCGCCAAUCUAAUGGAUUAUCUAAACGAAGCUAUUAACACUAUGAUUCUCUUAUAUGAUCGCAUACAAGACUACCAAGAUAAAAAAGAAUUGGGCAAUUACAUUGAAAGAAUCAACUCCAACAUAUUCACAGAUAUACAGGACGCUAAAUUGAGAGCAGAAGUUGACAAAUUGAAGUUGUUUAUACAAAGCAAUACUGUAUUAGAAAAGUGCACAAAGGUUGUGCAAGCAUUCGGACGAUAUGUUUACCCAUUCGCUGAUUGCUAUCUAUCGAAUCUUGAUUUAUUCAACAACUAUAAACAAGAAAAUAUAACGAUUGUAAUACAGAACGCUCGAUAUACAAUAGAUAAUUUGCGAAAAGAACUUCAAAAGAGUAAAGCUAAGUUACCCAAGGAACAAUCAGAAAUUAUACAAAACAUUAAGUACAGUAGCGAUGAUCCCGAGGUUGGGCCGUUCUUUGUUUGGAAGUAUGACGAACAUAAACACGAAAUAAAAAAACUCCUAGCUGGAUUUGAGGUUUUAUUAAAAUCGGACAUCAAGAAAGGACUGAAUAAAGAUGCAGUUAAAUUCAAACAGAUAUCUUUACGUUUCAGAACACCUGCUCAAAGUCGGCAAAAGAAGUUUAAUGAGAAGAUAUCACAAUUUUACAUAGCAAUGACGCACUCGGGGAAUUCCUAUUAUAAGUGCAAUGAUAAAAUUCACAUGAUCCCAAGCAAUGACAGUAUCCCUCUGAUUUUCCGAACAAACAGUGACUUUGCAUAUGAAAAUGGAAACGUUGCCAUAUUAAAGGAUAACACACCUAUUCUUAGCCCAUACACUAUGUGGCGUAUACAACUUAAAAGGAUAAACAAAAAGUACGAUUUAUCAGUUCUUACUAAAUUUAUUGAUAUGCCUAUAGAUAUUGAAUUAGAAGGAGUUGGUCAACACAUCGAACCCGGAAAUGCAAAACUAUGUAAUGAUAAUAUGGACAAAUAUUAUAUUUUGGAUGAAACAAUAUCGACGACCGAUUAUAUUGACGUCUUUAAUAAAAAUAACUUUAGAGGACUAUCCAAAGUUGAUUUUUUCAAUGAGAUCUCGAAGAAUAGUAGGGGAUCGCAGAGACCGCGUCGUAGUUUGGAUGAACGCAAAUUUGCUGAAGAAACAGAAAAUAAUUCAUUUUCAACAAGUGGUGCUUCAGAUGGUACCAAAUUUUCUUGUUUAAAUACAAUUUUCAACUUGGUAGAAAGCAGCUUAGUAGCAUUCAAGUACCUUAAUCCAUUGAAUCAAAUAAAUCAGUGGUUCGAUAAAUUUGAUGAAAAUAUCGUUAAAGAAGAUUCAACGGUGUUUAAGAAUUACGACGCAUCCGUGGCUAUGACAUUAAUAGAUACUCAGUUUCUACAUGCAGAGUUUGGGAAGAUAUCAAAAUCAUUCAUAGAAGAUGAAUCACCCAUUGAAGAUAAGCCACUGUGCAAUGAUUUUUCAUUUUGCAAUAAUAAUAACUUAUUUUUAGCAUAUCUUUUAAUUUGUCGAAAGAGUGGAGUUAAGUAUAGGAAAAACAAGACAGUGAUAAUGAAAAAUCUUGAUUCCGAAUCCGCGCAAAAUCUUGCGUACCGAGGAUACUUGCCUCAAAAGAAGUCAUCGCUACAUUAAAAUAAUUUAACAAAAACAUGGAAUCGUUUAACUAGAGUUCAAAUAUUUUUAAGCUAAAUCUGUUUUUAAAAUACAUUUGUGACUAAACGCAGCUGUAAUAUUUAAAGUAGAUAUUAAAUUUUUAGUGCUCGCAUAAUUCCUUUGCACAAUGUUUCACACACGACAAUCAAUCUGACACUUUAUUUUGUUCACUUGUCACCAAGUUUGUGUUUUAUUAUGACUUAAUCGAAUUAUGCAUGAAUUACACAAAUUUAUAUUGUUACCAAACUUUUCGUGCGCUUACUUUGUAAUAAGCAUUUAAUGCUUGUAUUGAGUGUGUGAAAGUUUGUCACGAGAGAUUUAAGCACAAAACAUGCAAAAUAUAUAAUAGGUAAAACACCCAAUACAUGGGCAGAUUUUGAAGAAAUUUUAGAAGCUCAUUUAUUUCGGACGGAUAAAUUGCAAAGUAUCAAAAUCCUUUAACACCAACGUUUAGCCGACACAAUUAACUUUCAAUUUAAAAAAAAAAACGAACCUCAAAUAAUUAGUUUUUAUGAUAAAAAUAAAUUUUGAAGAGUGGCAUAAAAACACGGUAUAGUUGGACAUCAUUUGAUACGAUUAAACCAGUACUUGGACGCGGUCUUAGCCCCACUAGUUGGACAUUGUAAUCAAACGUGUCCAACUACUGCUUUAUGGUCAUUGCAUUUUCGGUAAAGUUGGACAAUACUGAAAAAAUUGCUCUUAUGGGACUCGAGAGCAGUCUUUAAAAUCAUUCUUGAGAAUUGAUUUUUGUUAAAAUAUUAUCAAAAUCAUUUGUAUAUUAUUAGCAAUGGUGUUUACAAUGCUGAUCCAGUUUAGUUUUUGAGGUUACGUUUUUGAUUUUAUCACAAUAGCAAAUAUUCGAGUGUCCAAGUAUAGGUCUAAAUUUUCAUUUUGUCCAAGUAUUGGGCGUUUUACCUUAAUGUAUUAUAGUUUUUUUUUGGGAUUGCGAAAUUUCGUGAUAUUUUAAUGAUUUACUAUCAUUUAUAUGCGCCAAAAAUAAACAGCAUUCACCAAAA
This is a messenger RNA of Nasonia vitripennis (jewel wasp), 6954 nucleotides long. RefSeq lists its product as uncharacterized. The record is from RefSeq and is a predicted model, not a curated record. NCBI's taxonomy places the organism in Eukaryota, Metazoa, Arthropoda, Insecta, Hymenoptera, Pteromalidae. The coding region runs from base 362 to 5917 and encodes 1851 amino acids. The transcript is spliced from 3 exons.